Molecule: messenger RNA, 777 nt
Organism: Musa acuminata AAA Group (dessert banana)
Lineage: Eukaryota; Viridiplantae; Streptophyta; Magnoliopsida; Zingiberales; Musaceae
Product: 14 kDa zinc-binding protein
Exons: 5
Coding region: 39-524 (161 amino acids)
Biological process (GO): sulfur compound metabolic process; purine ribonucleotide metabolic process
Cellular component (GO): cytoplasm
Molecular function (GO): adenylylsulfatase activity
Source: RefSeq, a predicted model, not a curated record
ACAGAAAUAGGAAUUAGGUAAAAAGAAUAAGGGCGACCAUGGCGGCUGACAGAGAAGCAUCCAACGAUCAGACCAGUAGCAGGAUUAGGGUUUUAAGCUCUCACUUGCACUCUCCUCCUCCACCUCCUCGAAUGGCUUCUUCCGAGAAGGAUGCUGCGCUCGCCGCAACCCCAUCUGACGCGCCCACCAUCUUCGAUAAAAUUAUACGCAAGGAAAUUCCUUCCACGGUGGUUUAUGAGGAUGAAAAGGUUCUGGCCUUCAGAGAUAUAUCUCCCCAAGCUCCAACACAUAUCAUAAUCAUCCCCAAGGUUAAAGAUGGAUUGACUGGGUUAUCCAAGGCCGAGGAACGGCACAUUGAGAUACUUGGUUACCUGCUUUAUGUUGCCAAACUUGUGGCCAAGCAGGAAGGGCUUGAUGAUGGCUUUAGGAUUGUAAUCAAUGAUGGACCCAAAGGAUGUCAAUCCGUGUAUCAUCUUCAUAUCCAUCUUCUUGGGGGACGGCAGAUGAACUGGCCUCCUGGCUAAUUAACCAGUGUUUUCCGGUGCUCAUUGCUGUCUGUUGCAUGGUGUGGUUGAAUAAGUCUGUCAAGAAUUAGCUUUGCAAUCUCUACGGAGAUGACAUCAAACAACUAUCAACAUAUUUGCAUCUGAUGUGUGUCGGAGCUUGAAACUACGUUUUGGUUUUUCUACAUGAGCACUUGCACGCUUGAUUUUUCCUUUAGGAUGUUAUGUUCUAUUCAACCAUUAUACAUAUCGUGUUGCAAUUUAUUUCCGGUCA